AUGGACGUGUACCGCACCCCUGCCGCCGCGCUGGACAGCCUGGUGAUCGGCAGUCUGCGGCCGCCCGCGGAGUUCGUGGGGACGGCGCGGCGCGCGCUCGGGACCCUGGGCGCGGUCCUGAGAGAGCGUGGGGGCCGCCCGGGUGCCCGGGGAGCCGCUGCCCCGCCGUGGCGGGUGCUGAAAAUCACCAAGGGAGGUUCCUUUGGCCGGGGCACAGCUCUGAGGGGUGGCUGCGACUCUGAACUUGUCAUCUUCCUCAACUGCUUCGAGAGCUAUGAGGACCAGGGUGCUCGGCGCACAGAGAUCCUCGGGGAGAUGAAGGAGCUGCUGGAAUCCUGGUGGCAAAACCCAGUCCCUGGGUUGAGCCUUGAGUUUCUUAAGCAGGACACGCCUGGGGUCCUCCAGUUCCGCCUGGCAUCCGCAGACCUGGAAAACUGGAUGGAUGUUAGCUUGGUGCCCGCCUUUGACGCGCUGGGGCAGCUCAGCUCCAAUGUCAAGCCCAAGCCCCAGAUCUACUCCACCCUCCUCAACAGCGGCUGCCGAGGCGGCGAGCACGCGGCCUGCUUUGCAGAGCUGCGGAGGAGCUUCAUGAACACUCGGCCCUCCAAGCUGAAGAACCUGAUCCUCCUGGUGAAGCACUGGUACCGCCAGGUGUGCCCGCAGGGGGGCAGCAGGCGGAUGCCCCCAGCCUACGCCCUGGAGCUGCUGACCAUCUUCGCCUGGGAGCAGGGCUGUGGGGAAGACGCCUUCAGCCUGGCCCAGGGCCUCCGGACAGUCCUGAGCCUGAUCCAGCAGUAUCAGCACCUGUGUGUUUUCUGGACCACCAACUACAGCUUCGAGGACCCUACCGUUAAGGAGUUCGUGCUUCGCCAGCUUAAGAGACCCAGGCCCGUGAUCCUGGACCCAGCUGACCCGACGUGGGACGUGGGGAAUGGGGCAGCCUGGUCCUGGAAUCUGCUGGCCCGAGAGGCAGAGUCCUGCUAUGGCCACCCAUGUUUUCUGCAGGCGGCAGGGGGCGCUGUGCAGCCCUGGGAGGUGCCUGGCCUUCCAGGCACUGGGUGCUCAGGCUUGGACUACCCCAUCCUGCAAGACACUGUCCAGGAGACCUCCAGGGACAGCAGCGGUCUUGGUGCCGUGUGCCCAAAGGCAAGGAGCAGGCAGCCCCGCCCUGCCCCUGCCCCCUCCGCAGUGGCCAGCAUCGCCCCCUCCGCCCCAGAUCUGUCUCAGAUCCCCAGCAAGGAGCUAGACCGCUUCAUCCAGGACCACCUCAAGCCGAGCCCCCUGUUCCAGAAGCAGGUGAGCAAGGCCAUCGACGUCAUCCUCUGCUGCCUCCUUAAGAAUUGUGUCCACAAGGCCUCAAGGGUCUGCAAGGGGGGCUCAUUCGGCCGGGGCACAGACCUCAGGGGUGGCUGUGAUGCCGAACUCGUCAUCUUCCUCAACGGCUUCGAGAACUACAAGGACCAGGGUCCCCGCCGCGCAAGGAUCCUUGGUGAUAUGCGGAAACAGCUGGAAUCCUGGUGGCAGGAUCAGGUCCCUGGCCUGACCCUCAGUUUUCCAGAGCAGGCCAGGACCGAGACCCUGCAGUUCCAGCUAGUGUCCCCGGCCCUAGAAAGCUGGAUGGACGUCCGCCUGCUGCCCGUCUUUGAUGCCGUGGGACAGCUCAGCCCUGGCGCCAAGCCUGACCCCCAGAUCUACUGGAACCUUCUGGACAGCGGCUGCCAGGAGGGCGAGCACGCGGCCUGCUUCGCUGAGCUGCGGAGGAACUUCGUGAACACCCGUCCAGUCAAGCUGAAGAACCUGAUCCUGCUGGUGAAGCACUGGUACCGCCAGGUGGCCUCUCAGCACAAACGGGAACGGCUAGCGUGCGCCUCCCUGCCCCCAGCCUACGCCCUGGAGCUGCUGACCAUCUUCGCCUGGGAGCAGGGCAGUGGGGAGGACUUGUUCCACAUGGCCGAAGGCCUGAGGACCGUCCUGGGGCUUGUCCAGCAGCCCCAGCAGCUCUGUGUCUUCUGGACAGUCAACUAUGGCUUUGAGGAUCCAGCCCUCAGAAAGCACCUCCUUGGCCAGCUGCAGAAACCCAGGCCCCUGAUCCUGGACCCUGCCGACCCCACCUGGAACGUGGGCCAGGGCAGCUGGGAGCUGCUGGCCCAGGAAGCGGCAGCCCUGGAGACGCAGGCCUGCCUUUUGAGUAGAGAAGGGACGCCUGUGCAACCCUGGGACGUGAUGCCCACUCUCCUUCACCAAACCCCAGCCUGGGACCUCGACAAGUUCAUCAGCGAAUUUCUCCAGCCCAACCGCCAGUUCCUGGCUCAGGUGAACAAGGCUGUUGAUACCAUCUGCUCCUUCCUGAGGGAAAACUGCUUCCAGAAUUCUCCCACCAAAGUGCUUAAGGUGGUCAAGGGCGGCUCUUCGGCGAAGGGGACCGCGCUGCGAGGCCGCUCCGACGCCGACCUGGUGGUGUUCCUCAGCUGCUUCCGCGAGUUCACCGAGCAAGGGAGCAAGCGGGCCGAGAUCAUCUCGGAGAUCCGAGCCCAGCUCGAGCGGUGCCAGCGGGAGCAGCCGUUUGAAGUGAAGUUCGAGAUCUCCAAGUGGGAGAACCCCCGCGUGCUGAGCUUCUCGCUGGCAUCCCAGACGAUGCUGGACCAGAGCGUGGACUUCGAUGUGCUGCCGGCAUUCGACGCCCUCGGCCAGCUGGGCCCCCGCUCCAGGCCCCGCACACAAGUGUACGUCGACCUCAUCCGCAGCUACAACAACGCAGGCGAGUACUCCUGCUGCUUCACAGAGUUGCAGCGGGACUUCAUCGUCUCCCGCCCCACUAAGCUGAAGAGCCUGAUCCGACUGGUGAAGCACUGGUACCAGCAGUGCACCAAGAUGCCCAAGGGGAAAGGCCCUCUGCCCCCCCAGCACGGGCUGGAACUCCUGACAGUGUAUGCCUGGGAGCAGGGUAGCCGGGACCCCCAGUUCAACAUGGCUGAGGGCUUUCGCACUGUCCUGGAGCUGGUCACCCAGUACCGCCAGCUCUGCGUCUACUGGACCGUCAACUACAACUGCGAGGACAAGACCAUCAGAGACUUCCUGAAGAUGCAGCUGCAGAAGAACAGGCCCAUCAUCCUGGAUCCGGCUGACCCGACAGGCAACCUGGGCCAAAGUGCCCGCUGGGACCUGCUGGCCAAGGAAGCUGCAGCCUGCAUAUCUGCCCUGUGCUGCAGGGGCAGAGACGGCACCCCCAUCCGGCCAUGGCCAGUGAAGGCUGCUGUGUGAAGGCCAGAUGAUCCGUGGUUGCCAGAUGGACGCCAACCAUCGGUGCGGG
This is a messenger RNA of Pteronotus mesoamericanus, 3310 nucleotides long. It is a transcript of the gene OAS3, whose product is annotated as 2'-5'-oligoadenylate synthetase 3. Lineage: Eukaryota; Metazoa; Chordata; Mammalia; Chiroptera; Mormoopidae. Gene Ontology annotation, biological process: negative regulation of viral genome replication; regulation of ribonuclease activity; defense response to virus. Gene Ontology annotation, molecular function: double-stranded RNA binding; 2'-5'-oligoadenylate synthetase activity. The coding region runs from base 1 to 3261 and encodes 1086 amino acids. The transcript has 16 exons. Gene Ontology annotation, cellular component: membrane; cytosol; nucleoplasm. The record is from RefSeq and is a predicted model, not a curated record.